CGUAAGUAUGUCAAUUCUAAAAAUAAUUUUCAAAAAUUUUUUUCUGAAUUUUCAAGUUAAAAUUCAAGAUUAUAAAAUGGUUUCUAUAAAAUCUUCAACUUGGGCUAUUUUAUUAAUUCAAUUAGUUAUUUCUUGCAUAGCAAUAAUAUCUUCUGUUGCUUUGUUUGUGGCACAGGCCCAGUCAUUAGAUUUAAAUGGAUUAGCUAUGGGGCCAACUUUACAUUCUAUUUUUGUUUGCUUUUUGAGUUUUUCGCUUCUUGGAAGGUAA
Molecule: messenger RNA, 268 nt
Organism: Meloidogyne enterolobii
Lineage: Eukaryota; Metazoa; Nematoda; Chromadorea; Rhabditida; Meloidogynidae
Source: the annotation of a GenBank genome assembly